CCACACCCCACCUUCCUCCUCACCAUUUUCACUCCCCAAUCCCUCACCAAACCCCUCGCCGUCCUAACAGCCACAGCGAAGCACCGCCUCCUCUCCGCCGACAUAACGACGCCCCUCCUCCUCGCCCCCUCCAACGCGUCUCUCCCCGCUACUCUAUCCUCCCUCCACCAACCCUCCGCUGCCAUACCCCUCGACACAUUCGUUCAAAUCCUCGAGAUCCUCGACGUCGGGAGCAGCAAAUGGGAACAAAUCAGCACAUUAGAAAGUGAGCGCAAAGGCGAGACGACGAAAGGGCGGGAGAUAAUCCGUGUUUUACCACCCGCUGCGGGGGAACAUGAUCGUGGCUCCACAGCCGCUACGCAACACAUAGCACCUCCCCCUCCUCCAACAGGACCGUCAAAUCCGACGUUAGGCCCGCAUAAAGUGCUACUUCAGGAUAUGAAGGGGACGAAGAUCUGGGGGUUUGAGUUCACGCGUAUAAUUGGGCUGGGAGGAGCGAGUAUUGGGUGUAAGAUGUGGUUGAGGAAGGGGUGUCGGGUUGCGAGGGGGAUGGUGUUGCUUGAGCCCGGAUCAUGUGGAGUUGUGGGGGGCAAGAUUGAGGGGUUGGAUAGGGGUUGGAGGGAGGGGAAGGAAGGGAGAUUGAGGGCC
Mollisia scopiformis is the source of this 648-nucleotide messenger RNA. RefSeq lists its product as uncharacterized. The annotation marks the transcript as partial. NCBI's taxonomy places the organism in Eukaryota, Fungi, Ascomycota, Leotiomycetes, Helotiales, Mollisiaceae. The record is from RefSeq and is a predicted model, not a curated record. The transcript has a single exon.